Molecule: messenger RNA, 1266 nt
Organism: Megalobrama amblycephala (Wuchang bream)
Lineage: Eukaryota; Metazoa; Chordata; Actinopteri; Cypriniformes; Xenocyprididae
Exons: 1
Coding region: 1-1266 (421 amino acids)
Biological process (GO): deoxyribonucleotide biosynthetic process
Cellular component (GO): cytosol
Molecular function (GO): ribonucleoside-diphosphate reductase activity, thioredoxin disulfide as acceptor
Source: RefSeq, a predicted model, not a curated record
AUGUCAGCAGAAUGUAUCAAGUCCGAGUUGACGCAAACAGUUAUUGAGAAAAACGGGUAUUUAGAAGUACCCCCUUUAUCGGCUAUAUCUGAUUCUUCACCUUUGGAGUUUUUUAUAGCUGGAACUGGAGAAGAUUACAUCGAUCUAAAUAACACGUUGUACCUACGUCUUAAAAUCACAAGACCUAAUGGUGCAGAUUUAGCAAAUGAUGCAAAGGUCGGACUGAUAAAUUACCCUGGGGCUACUGUAUUUUCACAAGUCGAUGUGAGUCUCGGUGAUCGAUUGAUAUCUCAGAGUUCAAGGACAUAUGCUUAUCGAUGUAUCAUCGAGAGUCUCAUCAACUACAGUAAAGAUGCGCUGGAAUCGCUUUUCUCCACAGGGCUGUUUUACAAAGACACAGCCGGUCAUAUGGAUGAGACCGACCCUGGCGGUGAUAACCAGGGGUUGACAAAGAGGGCUUCUUACACAGCGAACAGUCGAGUGGUGGAACUGUUGGCACCUAUACACAGCGAUAUCUUCUUUCAGGAAAAGUUAAUGUUGAAUGGUGUGGACAUUAAAAUACGUAUGAUCAGAGCCAAAGACGAAUUCUGCCUGAUGAGAGACGGUGAUGUGGCGUACAAAUUAAAUAUUCAGUCAGCGAGCCUAUUCGUCAAGAAAGUCACUGUAUCACCGCCUGUGAGACUGGGACAUGCCCAGGCAUUACUCUCGAGCACAGCCAAGUAUCCGAUAGAUCGGGUUUGCUUGAAAAAUUUCUCCAUACCGGCUGGGUCUCGUGUGUCAAAUCAAGAAAAUUUGUUUUUAGGAACACUACCAAAAUCUAUCAUCCUGGGUAUGGUCGAUAAUGACGCCUUCACAGGCACCUACGAGAAAAACCCAUUUGCAUUCAAACAUUACAAUUUGGAGUUCCUUGCAGUCUAUGUUGACGGUCAGCAAUUCCCCACCAAACCACUACAACCAAAUUUUGAAUCAGGGUUGGCGGUACGAGAAUUUUAUCAGUUGGCGAUGGCGUCUGGAAGACAUCUUAAAAAUCAACCGCUCUCUAUCGACAGAAAUGAUUUUCUGAACGGUUACACCCUUUAUGCCUUUAAUCUCACACCUGACGAAGACUGUGGUCAGCACAUAUCACUCAUCAAGUCCGGUAACAUCAGACUCGAGGCCCGCUUCAGACAACCGUUACCGCAUACUAUUAACUUAAUUGUUUAUGCUGUUUUUGACAGUCUGAUUGAAAUUUCUAACCGCAGACAGGUUCUGGUCAAUUACUAUUGA